AUGAACAAGAACUGGAACGACAGGGCCGACAAAGAUCUGUUCUUCACCAUCCUGUCCGUCAAGAACAUUGGAGUCAUCAGCGGCGCCGAAUGGACGACAAUCGGUAAUCACAUGCGCGGCCUUGGCUACGGCUUCACAAACGAGGGAUGCCGGCAGCAUUUUCAAGGCCUGAGGAGGGCGCAGAACAAGGCCGACGUAGACGGUACUCACUCCGAGAGCGCCAGACGCGCCGACCCGACGCUGAAUCCCAUCACCAGGAGGCCGGGGCCUGGUCGGGGCCGUCCUCGCAAGUCUCAAGCUCAAAACGCAAACCAGUCCGGUGCAGAUGCCACUGAUGGUUCUCACUCUGCUUCUCCCGCUGGCGUCCCUACCACUGGCCCUGCUUCUGUGCCGGCGGUUCUUCCUGGUGGUAUGGUGUCCAGUCCUAUGGCUGGCCACAGCCCAGGCAUGGCCUCUCCUGGUAUAUCUCUCCAGCAGCAGCAGCAGCAGCAGCAGCAGCAGCAGCAGCAGCUUCAAGAGCAGCAACAGCAACAACAUCAGUUACAACAGCUUCAAUCUCAGCAGCUCCAACAUCAGCAGCAACACCAGUUCCAACAGCAGCAGCAGCAGCACCAGUUUCAGCAACACUUACAACAGCAUCAGGCCCAGCUGCAACCGCAACUCCAGCCCCAGCUCAAAACCGAGAUGCCCGAUGCCGACGGCAUCUCCGUCUCUGCUCAAACACCAAAUGAUCUCACCUCAAAUCACCUCAUCGGGUCAGAACCUGGAUCGGCAACGUCUCAAGACCAGCUCCAGCUAGAUGCUGUGCAGAGUGGUGACGAAGAUGCCGAAGCAGACGACCACCCGGCGAAACGCCAAAGGCUCGAUCCUCACGAUCUCGGUCAAGACUCAACGCUUGAUGAUGAAGCCGUGUUGGCGUUGGCGGCACACAACGGCGCGGAUGGCGGAGAUCCAUAUCCUGCAGAGUAA
Molecule: messenger RNA, 969 nt
Organism: Trichoderma citrinoviride
Lineage: Eukaryota; Fungi; Ascomycota; Sordariomycetes; Hypocreales; Hypocreaceae
Exons: 2
Coding region: 1-969 (322 amino acids)
Source: RefSeq, a predicted model, not a curated record